Messenger RNA from Fusarium mangiferae, 1368 nucleotides. RefSeq lists its product as uncharacterized. The transcript is spliced from 6 exons. The record is from RefSeq and is a predicted model, not a curated record. Bases 1 to 1368 code for a protein of 455 amino acids. NCBI's taxonomy places the organism in Eukaryota, Fungi, Ascomycota, Sordariomycetes, Hypocreales, Nectriaceae. Gene Ontology annotation, molecular function: aldehyde dehydrogenase (NAD+) activity.
AUGCAGCUCGAACCGCACUUGACGCAAUUAUUCAUUAACAAUAAAUAUGUAGAUUGUCACAAUUCAAAAUUCAUCGCUGUAUACAAUCCAGCCACGGGAGACCUAAUAAGCGAUCGUAUCCCUGUCGCUGGCAACAAAGACGUGGACGAAGCUGUUGCUUGCGCCAGUGAGGCAUUCAAGCCAAACUCGCCAUGGCGGCAAAUGACACACACAGAGAGAAGGGAGAUUUUGCUUAAAUUCGCGGAUCUACUUGAGGCCAACCAAGAGCGCCUUGCUUACCUUACUCGAUUGACACUUGGAGCUCCAUACCUUCCAUUUGGCAAGUCUGAGAUUGGAACAGCUAUCGGUUGUUUUCGCUAUUACGCCGGGUGGGUGGAUAAGCAUGCUGGCCAGAGUUUCCCAGCAGAUGAUGGAUUUUACAAGAUAGUGCGAAACGAGCCGCUUGGGGUCGUGGCAGGCAUUAUUCCAUGGAAUGGCCCAUUGGCGUCUGUUGGCCUCAAAGCAGCCCCAGCCCUUGCCACUGGCAACGUCUUCAUCCUGAAGCCUAGCGAAAAGACACCUUUUAUGGCCGCAGAGCUUGGAAAGCUUGUGCUUGAGGCCGGCUUCCCUCCUGGUGUUUUCCAGGUCUUGACGGGUGAUGGAUCGACAGGUGCAGCUCUCGCUUCGCAUAUGCGCGUUGCAAAAGUAAGCUUCACAGGAAGUAUCCCGACAGGAAAGAUGGUACAGGUUCUGGCAGCCCAAAGCAACUUGAAACGGGUAACGCUGGAGCUCGGAGGGAAGAGUCCUGCUGUGGUCUUUGACGAUGCGAAUCUUGAGAAUGCGGUCAAAUGGGCUGUCAACGCACUCGUCACCAAUUCUGGUCAAAUAUGCUUCGCUCCGACCAGAGUCUUUGUGCAAUCCAAGAUCUAUGACAAAUUCGUGGCAGCUUACGUGGAGCGUCUCAAGGCAAAGAAGGAGGUUCUCGGUGACCCGGAGGCACCCGGCACCGAGAUAGGACCCGUCGUGGACAAAGCCCAGUACGAUCGCAUCAUGGGUAUCAUAUCUUCUGCCCAGGAAAACAAUGACGGAAAAGUGCUGACCGGGGGGCAACGGGUGGGCGAAAAGGCGAGUGACGUCGUUGCAGGAAGAAUUGAAAUGCGACCUGAGCUGACCGAAGUAGGGAUACUUUAUCGAACCCACCGUUUUCGCCGAGACAGACAAAACAUCCUUCAUCUACAAAGAAGAGAUCUUUGGACCGGUCGCUGUUAUCAACAAGUUCGACACAGAGGAAGAGAUCCUCGAGUUAGCCAACGACAGCAAGUACGGACUCAUGGCCGGGGUCUUCACCCAGGAUAUCAGCCGCGCGCUUCGUUUGAGCUCGCUGAUUGA